AUGUCAGGCAACAAAGAAAGGAAGAAUGAUGCAGUUCUUAAAGAAGCUGUUUGUAAGCAAGAAACAUCAUUAACUGAUGCUGUAGAGCAAGUUGCAAAGCAACAACAAUCACAAACAUCAGAGAUAGAAAAAAACAAAACAGCCCUGUUCCAUUUACAGAAUGAACUUCAUGAACUUGAAAAACAAAUAGCAGCAGUCUCUGCAGAAACUAAAGAAACAGAAAGACAGAUUUAUCAGCAAGAUGCUGCCAUUGAGAAUUCCAAACUUCACUGUAGAAGCCUGGAAAUUCAAAUCAAGUCCCUACAUACAGAAAAUAUAAAGCUUAAAUUUGAUCUAGCAACAGCCCAAGAAGAUUUUGGCGAACAGAUGAAAAGAUAUAAUACAUAUUAUGUAAAAAUAAAGGCACAUAGAGAUAGUUUGGGGGAAAUAGAAAGAAAAUGGUCAUUUAUGGCUGAACUUUAUGAAAAACGAGAUCUUAUUAAAAAACUAAAGACAGUGAAAGAAGAACUUGGGCAAGACCUCCAAAAUCCAGUAAGAAACAGAAUAACACAAACUCAGGAAGAUAUUUCAAAGCUAAAGAAUAAGAUUGCAACCAUAAAAGAAUCUAUCAUUGAAACAACUUAUUUUCUUAAAGAAGAAAAAAAAACACAUGAAAAAUUAAGAAAAGAAAUAGAGGUACAGUAUAAGAGAUAUGAUGCAAUUCUAAAGCGUUUACAUUGUCAAGUGAACAAGCUUCAGUCAAAUAGAAGACAAUGGCAAUGGAACAUUCGACAACUGGAAAAAACUGCAGCCAAUCUAAGGAAAUCUAUAGGAAUGAAAAACUGACAUUGCCAUAGUGUAAUGUCAACAGAGACCAUGCCAACCAAAAUUUUGGGACAGAAUAUUAAGAAAAUCUUUUGGUUUCUUAAGCAACCACUGUCAAACCACUGUAUUAAUGGCAGAUAUAUUUUCUCUUUUAAAAUCAGUUAUCCAUUGGUUAAAGUAUUUUUCCAACCUUAUAAUGAAUAGCACUAAAUAGACAACAGCAAUCCUUCCAGGAGAAUAGUGAAAGAGUCUCUGUGAAUAUUUACAGUGUGCAGCCUAUAUUAUAUUGAGAAUGCCCAUUUAUAAAAAUAUAGUAUUGACUAGCCUUGUAUUCAAUACCCUAUAAAAAUUUAGAAGAAAAUAAACAAUUGAAUUUUCAGUGAUUUAAGUUGAGAUAUUAAAAAUGGUUAUCUGUUUCAAACUUUUCAUUAAAUCUUUCUUUUUUAUAAAUGCCUUUAUAGUAGCCCAUAAAUAUUAAUAUUCACAAUAAUGUUGUUAUAUGUUUAAUC
Messenger RNA from Chinchilla lanigera (long-tailed chinchilla), 1313 nucleotides. It is a transcript of the gene Ccdc122, whose product is annotated as coiled-coil domain containing 122. The record is from RefSeq and is a predicted model, not a curated record. The coding region runs from base 1 to 825 and encodes 274 amino acids. NCBI's taxonomy places the organism in Eukaryota, Metazoa, Chordata, Mammalia, Rodentia, Chinchillidae. The transcript is spliced from 5 exons.